AUGAAGCUGAACGAACAUAGAGUGGCUCACUAUGCCACCUGCGGCUCGCCGCCAGACAAGACGGGCUUCCUAUUCAAGAAGGGGGAGUGGAACACAGCCUACCACAGACGCUGGUUCAUCCUAAAGGGCAACCAACUGAGCUACUUUGAGGAGCAUGAGAGCCGGGAACCCAUCGACGUCAUCGUGUUGGAGGGCUGCACCGUGGAGCUCUGCAAGUCAGCUGAAAAGUUCGCCUUCACCAUCAAGUUUGACUGCUCCAAGGCGUGUGUCUACAAGAUAGCGGCGGAGAACCAGGCAGCCAUGGAAUCGUGGGUGAAGGCUGUGUCGCGAGCCAGCUUCGACUACAUGCGCCUGGUGGUGCGGGAGCUGGAGAGGCAGCUGGAGGAGACCCAGGAGGGGUCUGGAGGGCUGCAGGGCAGGCCCAAGUCCUCCAAAAGGUUGUGGGGGUGGCACGCUCCAAAUCAGGAGCAUUAUCCAGUGCUCCCCUGGUGCCCUCUACACAGGUUACAGGUGCAACUGUCGCACAGGGGGAGACUCAUGCCCGCAGCCUUCAGGAGGAGGGGCAACUCCUUUCAGGUGCCUCUAAAGAGAGUAAGCCCUCUGCUCUGA
Coregonus clupeaformis (lake whitefish) is the source of this 609-nucleotide messenger RNA. RefSeq names its product sesquipedalian-1-like. Gene Ontology annotation, biological process: receptor recycling; retrograde transport, endosome to Golgi; endosome organization. Bases 1 to 609 code for a protein of 202 amino acids. Gene Ontology annotation, cellular component: early endosome; recycling endosome; trans-Golgi network. The record is from RefSeq and is a predicted model, not a curated record. The transcript has 2 exons. Lineage: Eukaryota; Metazoa; Chordata; Actinopteri; Salmoniformes; Salmonidae.